This is a messenger RNA of Paramacrobiotus metropolitanus, 1064 nucleotides long. Its product is annotated as alpha-aspartyl dipeptidase-like. Lineage: Eukaryota; Metazoa; Tardigrada; Eutardigrada; Parachela; Macrobiotidae. The record is from RefSeq and is a predicted model, not a curated record. Bases 119 to 868 code for a protein of 249 amino acids. Gene Ontology annotation, biological process: proteolysis. Gene Ontology annotation, molecular function: serine-type peptidase activity. The transcript is spliced from 6 exons.
AGGCAGAAUUGGCUAAAAGUAAAAACCGAUAAAACAUCGAACAAUUUUUUUUUUCGAGUGUGCAAAUCGAAGAAUAUCAGGAGAUCCCGAAGACAGUUGACAUCCGAGUGGCCAAAAAAUGUCGCAAGAAAAAUGUGUUCGUCGUUUGCUUCUGUUAUCCAGCUCGUGCUUGCACGGGUGUGCUCCGUUUGAGUAUGCCAAAGAGGAUAUCACGCGCUUCUUCGGCAGUGGAGUGAAGGAGAUCUUGUUUAUCCCUUACGCCCUGAAAGACCAUAACGACUAUCUGGAGAAGACGCGCAAACGCUUCGCCGAUAUCGGACUGCCGUACAAUGUCUUCGGGAUCCACGAAGCGGCCUCGCCCGUCGAAGCCGUCAAGAAGGCCUCCGCGAUAUUUAUCGGUGGUGGCAACACAUUUCGCUUGCUGAAGAGCUUGUACGACUUGAAUUUGAUUCAGCCCAUCAGAAAACGAAUUCUCGAGGAAGGAAUUCCAUACAUGGGUUCUUCGGCUGGCACGAACGUGGCCACGGUCUCCAUCAACACCACCAACGAUAUGCCGAUCGUCCAUCCACCAUCGCUGGAGGCUUUGACGCUUGUUCCUUUUAACAUCAAUCCGCAUUACAUCGAACCUGAUCCCAACACAACACACAUGGGUGAAACUAGGGAUGAACGCAUUUUUGAGUAUGUCGAUUUGGACACUUCCCACCCGGUUUUGGGUCUGAAGGAAGGAUCAUGGCUGUUGGUGGAAGGAAGCAAGGCAUUGGUACAAGGGCCGAAUGGUGGACGAUUGUUUAUUGGGAAGGACCAGGUUAAGGACAUUCCAACCGGAAGUGAUGUUAGUUAUUUGAUGGAAGGCAAAACGUGCUCCUAAAUGUCCGUUUGCGAUGCGACAAGUUUUUUAUUUGUUCCGAUUUUUAUGAUUCCUUUGUUGGGCGUUUGUUACCGCCAUUUUCAUGAUUUGUACCCGACAGUGCGGCACUAAUAAUGUGAUUUUUUGUAAUUUGUAUUUUUCUAAAUCGUUUGAUAAUUUAUUAGCAAGAAAUGAUGAAUGAACGAACAGAGGUUAA